Trichosurus vulpecula (common brushtail) is the source of this 2606-nucleotide messenger RNA. RefSeq names its product late endosomal/lysosomal adaptor, MAPK and MTOR activator 3 (gene LAMTOR3). The record is from RefSeq and is a predicted model, not a curated record. Bases 134 to 508 code for a protein of 124 amino acids. Gene Ontology annotation, biological process: cellular response to amino acid stimulus; positive regulation of TOR signaling. Gene Ontology annotation, cellular component: Ragulator complex. The transcript is spliced from 7 exons. NCBI's taxonomy places the organism in Eukaryota, Metazoa, Chordata, Mammalia, Diprotodontia, Phalangeridae.
CGGCAAUCAUGUGACGGCGGGUUCAGGAGGAAGUGGCUGAAGGAGUCGGAGGUACCUGCGGCAGAGGACAGCGGCGACCUCGGCAGUCCGAGCCAGGUGUGGGGAACGUCCCCGCGGGAGGAAGGGGCUCAUCAUGGCGGAUGAUUUGAAGAGAUUCCUCUACAAAAAGUUACCAAGUGUUGAAGGUCUUCAUGCCAUUGUAGUCUCAGACAGGGAUGGAGUGCCUGUUAUCAAAGUGGCAAAUGAUAAUGCUCCAGAGCAUGCAUUAAGGCCUGGUUUCCUGUCUACUUUUGCACUUGCAACAGACCAGGGCAGCAAACUUGGACUUUCAAAAAACAAAAGUAUCAUUUGCUACUACAACACAUACCAAGUAGUCCAAUUCAAUCGGUUACCAUUGGUGGUGAGUUUCAUAGCAAGCAGCAGCGCAAAUACUGGACUGAUUGUCAGCCUAGAAAAGGAACUUGCUCCAUUAUUUGAAGAAUUGAGACAGGUUGUGGAAGGUUCUUAACCUGACUGUGGCCUGACCCUGGCCAUGUUGUGAUCCCAGUGAGUCCAGUCCAGCAACCUUGACUAUAUCAAGUAAUGUGACUCCACACACUCAGAAAAGACAACUUUUCCCAACUUAGACUGAAGAAGAAGAUUGUAUUUAUUAUUUCUAAAUGGAUGGACUGUUGUAUUGGGUUUUAGGCUCAAUUCUUCUGUAGUAUGAUUUCUGGGGAGACCACUAAAAAUGGUUCAGUAUCUAUCACAGCUCCCAUGGAGUUUAGCUCAGCCACCAAUGAGGGAUGAGAUUCUCAUCCAGUGGAUCAGAAUCCAAAUGAGCCACCUAAAGCUCCCCUGUUGUGUACAGUACAUAUAGGCUUGCAGUAGGCAGGCCCUGCUCUGUAUAUGCUAGUGCUUUAUUGUGAAUAAUAGAGAACUUAUUUUUGUGUGUGCCAUGUCGUAUGUCUGCCCUGAGUGAGAGGAAGAUAGCCUCUAACAGCAGUAAUAAACCAGUACAAUCACUAACUACCCCUGUUUAUAUCAUUGUGAGGUAGAGUUUUAAGAAAGCGUUACUAAUUAGUAUUUCUCUUUAAGGUGUUGUAUGUCUAAAAAGAAAUCUCUUGCUUUGGAUUUAGUUUUACAUUCAGCUAUCAAUAACCAAUCAGUAUUUUGAUGUUUUUCUCUUUGUACAAUUUAAAUGUGAAAAUCAAUAUCAAAGCUUUGGUUUGUGAUGUGUAUAUGAAUACCAUAAUACAGCAGUUUUUUCCUUUUCCUAAAUAAGGGUCUAAAUAAAAUAGUAUUUUGUAAAAUUAUAGCUUGACUACUUAGUCAUACAGUACUGGGGGAAGGGGCAGGAGGUGAGCAAGGCCCACUUCUAAGGAUAAGAAGAUCGAAAGGAGUUUCUCCUGGUGGGACAGUGGCUGAGCCAUGAAUCUUACUGGCCUAGACAAGAGGUGACAAGGACCCGAGGUAGGGUGGCUAUGGAGUGACUAGAAAAAAAGGGGAUACUGAUAGCUGAAUCCAUGGGACUUCAGGAGAUUCUGGAUGGCCCUGGGUUAUACCCAGACAUAGAAGGUCAGACUGGGGUUAGAGAGGCUGAGAGGGAUUGUUCAGAUAUAGGAAGAGAGCUGGCAGAGAGAGCAGUGUCAAAAAACUGAGGUAGGCCAAGUAUCCAAACAACACUUAGACUAAGGGGUGUUUUGGGCAGAGAGCUGGUUCCAAACCCACAGGACUCCCCACAAGUGAUGCUGCAGUGCAAAUGAGUGCAGCAUAAAGGACCAGACAGUGUACUCUUAGGUCAGAGAAGGCUUCAUAUUUGUAAUCUGAGUUGGAGAAAGGGAAGGACAUCAAAAUAAGAGACCAGAGGUGAGAAGAAAGGAAGUCUAUUCCAAACAUGGGGAGAGUGUAAGAGAGGCAUGGAGACAGGGAAAGAACAGAAGUGGGGGACAGAGAGUAGCGUUCCUCUGUCCUAACUUUAAGGGGCUGGGAUCACUUAAUGCUGCAAUGAGAGGUCAGAACUGGUCUUUAUAAACUACUUAGAGUUACCAGCGUUGAUUUGGGGAGAUGGUUUGUAUACCUGAAUUGCUAUAAUUACCUUUUGUGCCAUGAUGGAGUUCUUUCUUUUGGAUACUCGUAGAAAAGUACAUACAACCUUUAAUCUUUGUUAUCUUUGAUUCUGCAUAAUGGGAAGAUGCUCCCUUUCAUGUUUUUAAAUAGGAUGCAUGUAAUUAUAUAUGUGUAUACAUACAUAAUUUAUAUAUACAUAUAGUCAAUGUAGUUUGGGCUUUAGUAAGCUUAAAUUGCUAAGAUUUUUGAGAUGUCCUGUAAAUAGACAUACAUACAUUUACAAACAACUAACAAGCACGGCAUCUAAUGAAUGCCAAUUAUUGUGGAGGAGCUGUGUGGUGUAGAGUUAAAAUCAGGAGGACCUGGGUUCAAAUCCUGGCUCUGACAUUUAAAUUUUGAUCCUGGGAAAACCACUUAACUUCUCUAAGACUCAGUUUCCAGUCAAAUGGAAAUAAUGAUAAUACCAAUAGUAUUUCCCAGGUUGUUGUGACAAUCAGAUGAUGUGUGUAAAGUGCUUUGCAAGCUUUGAAGCGCUAAAUAAAUACCAGUUAUUCUUA